AUGUUGAUUUCACGAUUCUGGACUAUAGCUGCCGCCACAGCUGUCCUGAUCAAGCUCACAGCCGAUUGGCUGGAAGCAUCAUUUCCUGAACAACUUAUAGAAGCUGCAAGCUCGUAUAAGGAUAGCUUGUAUGUGCUGGCAGUGAGAGCCUUGUACCAGAAUGAGGAGAGUUUGGACUGGGAAGACGACGAUUUUGAUGAUGUUGAGAUAGGAUCUGAAACAGGAUCAAGGACCGACAAACAGAUAUAUGAUUCCUUUGUUGGAAGCUUGCUGCCAGAGGAGAAAGGUAUGGCUGAUCUCAACUUGGUCAACAAGAUCUAUACUCCAAGGAUAGAGGCACACUACAGACACUACCAGAAUGAAGUGGACGAAUCGAAGGUUCUCAAGGCGUGUGCCAAGGACUCUUUUGGAAACGAAAUCGAGGACCCCUUGGGUGCUUGGGUGAAGUAUGGAGACAGGAUCUAUUGCUCUGACGCUGACUUAUACGCACUUCAGCUUUCCAGAACUUCAGAAGAAAUCAAGGCAUUUGAUAGAGUGAUUGGAAAUGACGAGAAGAAACCUUUGCUAGUGCUCUAUGGCUCUUCGAAGAGUCCCAGACUUGGCCAAAUGUUCGAAACAUUGUACCAGUUUGCCGAAUCUGACAAGUUGAGAUUUAUGUGGAGAUACGUACCAACUGAGGGUCCAAAGAGCGAGAUCCCCGGAUUUGGCGCUAUAUUGACGCCCAAGAAGCCUCUCAAUGGCACCAAAUCAUCAAAGAUCAAGUACACUGGUGACAUCAAAAAAUACUUGGCUGAUAUUAGAAAAAGAGGCCAACCCUUGAAAGCCCUUGAGGAAGAUUCAUAUCAAGAGUUGUCUGUUAAAAUCACAGCUCUUGUCCUUGCUCAGCCUGAAGCUGAACAACACGAACUUCUUCAAGAGAUUUUGAACAACCUUCCCCUUUACGGACCUUACAUCCAACUCAUCCGGGAUAUCUCAGGCUUGGAAUCUACGAGGGCAGCAGCUAAAGUGAAUGAAAACAGAGGCGCCUCUGCUGAGUCCGUCGGGCUCUAUUUGAACGGUGCCUCGGUUCACAAAUUGGAGAUGGACCUCCCGCAUGUCAUCAACAAAUUGAAUACAGAGCUCAGACUCGCUCAGAGAAUGAGUGAACUAGGGUUUUCCAAGGCGCAGAGCAAAUUCAUUUUUUAUAAGUUCGCUCUCAUGAGUGCCUUUAGGGAAGUACAAUAUCGUACCGGCGACCAGGAAAACAGAUACGCAGUAUACAAACAUGCCUUUGAUCCAACAGAUAAUACAUCAGGUGGUGUUGUCUACUUCAAUGAUAUUGAGAAGGAUGAUCCAUAUGACUUGUUUGAUGUGAACAGAAGAGAAGCAUACCUCGGAGUCGAGGCGCAGAGAUUACAGUUCGGUCAGGUUCCUGCUCUCAGAGAGAACUCUCACGAAUUAAUCUUUGCUAUCAAUUUUUCAAGCUCCAUCCAGGUGAAGAUUUUCUUCACAUUUGCCAAGAUCAUCCUCGACAGAAAUCUCCCCCAACAGAUCGCUGUUGUUCCUCUUGUUGACAGUGACGAGGAUGAGUUGGUUACGGAGAAAUUCUACCACAUUAUGGAAGUUAGCGACUCGAAGGAGGCAUUUGCUUUGUUGUACCAGUACUACGAAGCGCCUACUCAAGAAGAGAAGCAUGAGAUCCUUUCAAAGGUAGAAGUUUCUGAGGAUAAGCAAGGCACCUUUAGAAACUACGAAAAGACGGUUCGUGAGUUCUCACUUGACUCUCCAUCAGUGAUUAUCAACGGUGUGAUACACGACAUGAAGUCUCCAUGGCAGGCUGCAAUGACUAAACAGAUGGGCAAUGAUGUCCGUCUUUUGCAGCAAAAGAUCAAAAAGAUGGAAGACAGAGGUAGAGAUCUCAAAUCCGUUCUCUUUCAGGAUGCCAAAGAAAGCAGAAAUUCACGUGUUUCUCCAAAGGAUCUAAGCAACAUCAGAUACAAGGAGGUGACGAAGGAAUUGAUCGAUAAUUCAUCGGCUUUCAAGAAGAUCAAUAAGCCCAAUGAUGCACCUGGAACCUUUUGGCUUAUUGGUGACUUCAACUCCCGCCUAAUCCUCGCUCAAUUCUCGAAGCUUUUGGAAUUACUCGAAAUCUAUCUGGACAUGUCUUUGGAAAUCCGUAUUUUGAACAUUUCAGACGACGACUCUUUGCUAAACAAGCUCUCUGCGAAAUAUGGGGCCAAACCGCUAACCCAUGAAACUAUCACUGAUUUGAAAUCGGAGGUGUUGAAAGCCAAAAGCAAAGUAUAUUCUAAAGUACUGCCAAAGAAAGCUCAACUUCUUCAGGACCAUCAGAUCCAGCUACACCAACCCGGAAUGUUGUUCAAUCUGAGGUAUCUCAAAUUAAACGACCUUUUCGAUACUGAGGAGCUCAUAGAGUUGGUUGGUUUCGAGCACAGGAGGCGCCUUAGUAUUUUCAAAGACAUCACAGACACCUACCCUGAUAUGUUCUCGUGGAAAGGUAUCAUGUUUUUCAGAAAGUCUGGGUAUGACAACUUCGAAUGGUUUGAUCUCGUGAGUUCUGUUGUGGCCAAAUCAUUCUUCUUAGAGGAUUCACAAAUUCAAACAGACGUUGAUCGCUUUGACUUUUCAUCACUUAACUUUGUGAACUCUCUAAACAUAACCGGAGCGAAUGGUGCUCUGGUAGAUAUUCUUGCAAUCGUUGAUCCAAUCUCCGAUGUAUCCCAGAAAAUUGUCUCCAUUGUGAGUGCUCUUAAAGAUCUACCAUUCGUCAACGUUAAACUUUUGAUUCAACCACUCAAAGAUGUCGCGGAACACACCUCGUUGGAAAGGUUCUAUGCUCACAAUUUUGUGUCCUCAUAUCCGCAAUUUGAUGAAGACGGUACUUUCCUGAUUCUGAAUUAUGGUGCUCAAGCGCAAGGCCUUGUGCCCAAAUACAAAUUCUCUUCUGACCUUGACAUACCUUCCAGAUGGCUUGUUGUUAAGGACAAGCUUCCCAAGGCCGACCAUGAAGAGUUCACUGUUGAUGAGAUCGAGGAAUUGAGUUACAAACUUGAUAAAUUAGUGGUUGAAGGCUACGCGAAGGAUGUAAAGACUGCUCAAUCGAUCGCGACGUUGACUUUCGAUAUUACAAAUGAGCAGGUGGUUGAAGAUGGUAUUGUCAUGCAUACUCUAGGCUAUGUUCAAUUCCAGCUUAAGCCUGAUGUUUGGAGUUUACUGAUACAAAGGGGUUCACGUGGUGAACAAAUUUACAACUUACUCUCAGCAAGCGACAACAAGUACGACACAAACGAUCAGCCCAUCGACACUGCUGAAGUAUCUUUAUUUUCCUUGCAUGGUUCAGUGAUUCAUCCCAGACUACUCGAGAAAUCAGAAAAAGAUCAGGCAAAAGCAAAGAAGAAGGUUAGCACUACUAAAAAUGCAGACAUCAAUGUGUUCUCCCUCGCCAGUGGGAAGCUCUACGAAAGAUUCGUUUCUACGAUGAUGCUAUCCGUGAAGAAGCACACCAAAUCUACAGUAAAGUUUUGGCUCCUUCGGAACUUUUUGAGUGCCGAAUUUGUGGAUUCUCUUCCGCAAUUAGCUGAAGCUUACGGCUUCCAAUAUGAACUCAUCACUUACAAAUGGCCUCUUUGGCUUCGCCAGCAGAAAGAGAAAUACCGUCAGGUGUGGGGCUACAAAAUCUUGUUCUUGGAUGUCUUGUUCCCUAACCUGUUAGACAAGGUUAUUUUUGUGGAUGCAGAUCAGACAGCCAGAACUGACCUAAAAGAGUUAGUCGACACUGACCUUAAAGGUAAAGUGUAUGGAUUCCCACCAAUGUGUGACUCCCGUAAGGAAGUUGAAGGAUACAGGUUCUGGAAGCAAGGAUACUGGAAGAACGUUUUGCAAGACGAUUUGAAGUACCAUAUUAGUGCGCUCUUUGUGGUUGAUCUCAAUGCGUUCAGACAAGAGUACGCCGGCGACAGGCUCAGAAGUCACUACCAAAAGCUCUCCAGUGAUAAAGAGUCACUCGCUAAUCUCGACCAGGAUUUGCCCAAUAACAUGCAAAGGCUGAUUCCUAUCCACACAUUGAAGCAGGAUUGGCUAUGGUGUGAGACCUGGUGCUCUGACGAGAGCAAGAAAAAGGCUAAAAUGAUCGAUUUAUGCAGUGACCCUUUCAGAAAAGAAACUAAAUUAGAACGUGUGCAGAGACUGAUUCCAGAAUGGAAAGGGUACGACGAUCAGAUUCAACGGUUGCAAAAGGGCGAGAGCGAUACCGGUGCGAACGUGGGGCAUGAUGAAUUAUAG
Candidozyma duobushaemuli is the source of this 4281-nucleotide messenger RNA. It is a transcript of the gene KRE5, whose product is annotated as Kre5p. Gene Ontology annotation, cellular component: endoplasmic reticulum. Gene Ontology annotation, molecular function: UDP-glucose:glycoprotein glucosyltransferase activity. The transcript has a single exon. The record is from RefSeq and is a predicted model, not a curated record. NCBI's taxonomy places the organism in Eukaryota, Fungi, Ascomycota, Pichiomycetes, Serinales, Metschnikowiaceae. Bases 1 to 4281 code for a protein of 1426 amino acids.